This is a messenger RNA of Thunnus maccoyii (southern bluefin tuna), 5132 nucleotides long. RefSeq lists its product as uncharacterized. The transcript has 12 exons. Gene Ontology annotation, molecular function: guanyl-nucleotide exchange factor activity. Gene Ontology annotation, biological process: regulation of ARF protein signal transduction. The record is from RefSeq and is a predicted model, not a curated record. NCBI's taxonomy places the organism in Eukaryota, Metazoa, Chordata, Actinopteri, Scombriformes, Scombridae. Bases 947 to 5101 code for a protein of 1384 amino acids.
UUUACUGCAGUAAAGUAUCUGAAUACUUCCUCCACCACUGCUGCAAUGGAGGGAAAGUAGUACCUCUAUCAGAAUGGAAAUAUUUAUAAAAAUAGAACUUGAGUAUAAUGCUUGAAUAAAAGGUACUAAAUUACAUCCUUCAUUCUGUCUCUACAGAGCAUUUGCAUAUUUUUAUGGAGCUGAAGUACAAAAUCCAGUUUCCAUGUACUUUUACUUAUACUGUAAUGGAGUAUUUGUACAUCGCUGUAUCGGUACUUUUACUGUACUAAAGGGUCUUCUGGAGCUUUCAGCAUGAGUUCAGAUUAUUUUGUAAGACUUUAUUUUGUAGAAUUAGGACUUUACUCUUUAAAUAUCACAAGUAUUCUUGAAAUCUCAGUUUGUUUUUCCGGUCUGACGUUUCCUUACGUUAUCGUUACGUCACCUAAACGAUGCGGAAGUGUAAGUCACCGUGGAGAACGUAAACUAAUGUGUGCAGCCGCCCAAAAAAACACCGAAAACAGGCGGAGAGGAAGAACCGGACAAAGAACCGGAGGACGAACCGGAGGAAGGACCGGACACGGCGGACCGAACACCUGCAGAUGCACUUUGACCGCUACCGGCAUGUAACGUAACUUAGCUAACCGUUACUGCCCUCUGUGGCCGUCGGUCCGCUCGUUACCGACAGCGUUACCGUCCAUUGGACCGACGGGCUGAGUCAGAGUCCAUGUCGGUUCCCCUGCUGUGUUGCACGGGUCGCUAGAGAGCUGCGAGCCCGCUACAUCCCGUCCUGUCGGAGGUUGAAGAGAUGAUAAACAGAUGGAGGACAGAACUCCAGUACCACCUCUGACCCUCAUCAAAGACGUCUGCACUUUAUUGGGUUUCAGAAGGUCAAGAGGACCCUUUGAGCAGAUAGUGAAGGUCCUCAGAAAAAGGAAGAUCAGGACAUUUAGGUGACUCAGGUGCCAACAUGUCUCAGGCAGGUAAAGUUGUUCACCUGUAUGUGGAGGUGAGGUCAGUCCCAGCAGAAGAAGGGAAGGUGGCAGGAAGAGGAGAUGAUGGGACUGGUCACCUGAUGCUUCAGUGCCCAGACGUCCUCCCUCACUCCCAGAGGAGCUCUGUCCACUCCAGCCACAACUGCAGUCCAGACCUUUCCCCGGUCACACAGCACCAAACGGGGGCUGGGAGCCGCAGCUUACCGCCCCCAGAGUCCUCUUCCAGGCACCCUGUCUGCUUCCAACUCCAGCAUCCUGAUGCUAGAGGCUCUCCCACCCAGUUCCACCAGCAGGACGCGUUGCAUGAUAGUUUUGGUGAAUUACUCCAGGUCCUUGCACCUGCAACCACCAGUCUAGGCUCUCAUGGCUCACUGACACGCACCCCUUCUUCUGACAUGGAUCCUUACCAGAAGAGGGAGCUUAUUGCCCCAUCUUCUACUCCAUCUGGGCGGCUGACUGUACCCCCCACUCCUACCAGCACCCGCAGGUCCUAUGAGGUCCUGGGGGUCAGUGGUGAGGAGGGGAAGACCUCUGUGGUGACAUUUGGCUACAUAGAGAAAUCUAAUGUUCACAGUGGCCGUCGUACCUCUGUGUGCCUAAGUGAGUCAGAGAAUCAGCUGCUGCCUGCCCACCUACAGAAGAGGCUGAGUGACCCAAUGUGGUAUAAUGGUCUGCCAGGGCAGGCUGAACCUUACUCCAGGACCCUUUAUGCGUCUCAGAACCAGUCCCCAAUGGGCUCACCUUACCUGCCAAGGACUGCUCUGGAUGCUGUAGCCAGAGAUGCCACCCACAGGGCCUUGGAGGAGUUUGGAUCCCCAGAACUUAGGCGCCGAUUUGCAGGUCAUGUCCCAGAGAAUAGCAGCCCGACCCUGCCACGGCACUACCACUACCCUCGCUGCCGGUCCUGGGCAGGGUCACCAGUCCUGCCCCGCAGCACCCUCACCCUGCCAUCCAAGGCCCAGUUCCUGGAGCUGGGCAAGGGAAUCUGUCAUAGUUCAAUGAACGGAUUACCCAGAAGCCCUGCCUCUGAUCAGCUGUGUGCCCAGACUGGGUAUUCCUCCCACUCACUGGGUCCAGCCUCAACACUUCACUCCCAUGGCCAACCCCAGAACCAGCAGAGGCCGCGGGUUGGGGACGAGAGCCCCAGGCUGUCCAGCAAAUUUCACCCACCUUUACCUGCAGGGAGACCCACAGACAUCCAGCACAAGAUCCCAACAAGCAUUUUCCCCACCAGCAACCAGCUCAGGACUGGCUGCCAAGCUGGUGGGAACAGCCAACACAGUGUCAAUAGUAGCUAUAAUGCUAAUAUGACCAGCACCAGUCAUAAUGCUACAAAUAGUACAUACUGCAGUGCUAACAGUAAUUCCAGCGCUUCCAGCAGCACUCAGUGCAGACCGUCCAGCUGCAGUAACAGAGCCAGCCCCUCUAACGGCAGGAGAAGCGUCUCCCCGUCAAAUGCUGAGGUUGCCUGUAAGUUAGCUGUGGAGGCUGCCAAACUGUCCACCAUUUUUGCAGAUAGACGGACUCCCUCUCCAACACCUUCCCAAGCGGAGUCACUGAGGUCUGAGAGUCCAAAGAUGGGGGGUUCUUUCCUAAGAGAAUCCCAGCCUUAUGCCACUCUUCAUGGGCGACUCUCCCCUGAGCUUACGGAGGUGGACGUCCGGAACCACAGGAGGAAAACAGACAAACUGACUCCUCAAACCCGCCCAGGACGUGUCUCGCCUCUCUUACCCCAGAAAGGCCUCUCGUCACCAGUGUCUCCAGCCCUGCCUGCCAGGUUGCACCGGUCAGCCGCCUCUCAGUCACCAGUCCUAGACCCUGAACAGCAAGCAAGCUCAUCCCCCACUAAGGACACAUCUUCCCUGCACCGCUACCAGCCACCACAGUACACUGGAGAACGGACACCUUGUAUGGAGCGCAGGCAGUAUCUCUUGGAUAGAUUGCCUAAGGACAGCCCUGAGCCCUCCAGGAGACUUUUGUCCAGCCAAAAUGCUGAAGCUUUGCCUGUGAGCUGGACCUCCAGACACCAGGAGUGGAGGGAGGCACGACCAGUUCAGGACGGGGAUGAACUCUAUGAAGAAAACCAUGGACUGUCGACCUCAAGAAUUUACACUCCAAGCAUAGAGGAGUAUCACAGGAAGGACAGAGAAGAUAAAGGAGUAAAGACGUCAGUGCAGGGCUACCAGAGCGAGGAGGUUCAGGAUCACAGCAGGGCUGGUGGCUCGUCCUCUCAGAGCUCCAGUGGGGUGACGGGCAGCAUGGGAGACAGAAACGACAGUCUGUCCCCCGAAACCUCUAGCCAGUCCAGCCACAAUAUGGCAGACACCGGCUCAGGGAUGCAGUCGGACGGCGGCUCAGCGGCGAAUCCAUCCUCAAGAUCGCAGAAGAUCGCUCGAGCCAAGUGGGACUUCCUGUUUGGAGAGCCGACUGAGAGUCGCUGCAGUAAAGACGCUCCGUCCACGACGCCUCCCACCAGCACCUCACCCAGCCCCACCCCUCCCUCCUCCCUCCAUCUGAAGCCAGCCAAUCAGAGGAGGGGGUGGGCCGGUGAGGGUCAGAGGCUGUCGCAUCACGAGGUCCAGAAGAUUGAGGUGGAGCUGGUGACCUCUGAACCCCGAGGCUCCUCCCCCAAAACGGGCAUCAUCCGCCGAACCAUCAAAUACUCUGAGACGGACCUGGACGCUGUGCCGCUGCGCUGCUACCGAGAAACCGACCUGGACGAGGUGAUGCGGGCGGAGGCGGAGCCAGCUGAGGAGGCGGAGGCGGACUCUGCUUUUGGGAGUAAUCGCAGUGUGCUGUUAAACUCGAGCUUCAGCCCCGCCAACGCCUCCCCGAAACCCCGCUCAGGCCGAGGAAAGGAAGAGAAGGAGGAGGAGGAGGAUCAGCAGGAAGAGGAGGAGGAGGAGGAGGAAGGAGUGGUGAGCUGGGCCAGUGUCCGGAUGCAGGGAGACAGACAGAGACAGAGAGCCACUACAGAGGAGGAAGAGGUGUUCAGUCUGCUGCUGAAGGGGCCGUUGGAGGCGUCAUCUGACGUCCACGGCGGACUCAAGUCUCCGGUCUCCGUCGGCAGCCCCCGCCGGCCCUCCGACAGCAACCUGGACUCCUUCAGCCGCCACUUUGAGAGCAUCAUGGAGUCUCACCGGGCCAAAGGCACCUCGUACAGCAGCCUGGACAGCGUGGACCUGCUGACCUCCGGAUCCACGUCUGUGUUCACCUUCGACCUGCCGACGCUCACGCCGGAGAUCCAGAGUCAGAUCUGCGAGAGCGCCAAGCAGAUCAUCGAGCUGAGCUUCGCCCCGCUGGCCCGGCCCGACCCCGCCGCCCCCUCGGAGACGUCGCGCUCCGAAAUCACCCUCAGUGCCUCGGGGGCGGGGCUCAGGGGCGGCUCCAAGGACGACUCCGGCCCUCCGGUCCGGUCCAGGUCAGAGAGGGAGACGUGGCGUCGCUCCGUCCUCAAAGACGGCUUCCGCAAGGCGAGCUCGGCGCCGUCGCUCCACAGCAGCAACAGGGAGCGUCCGGUGAACCGCCCCCCUGAGCUGCUGUACCCGCAGGCCGACGUGGCGGAGCGCCUGGCGCUCGGCGGCAGCGACGACGCGCUGGCGAACGGUACGAAGGCCGACCUGCAGGCCGCCAGACGGCUCGCCAAACGCCUCUACGGCCUGGACGGCUUCAGGAAGUCUGACGUGGCUCGACACCUCGGCAAGAAUAACGAGUUCAGUCAGAUGGUCGCAGAAGAAUAUCUCAGCAACUUUAACUUCUCUGGUCUGACCAUCGACCAGGCGCUCAGGAUGUUUCUGAGGCAGUUUGCUCUGAUGGGAGAAACUCAGGAGAGAGAGAGAAUCCUCGCUCACUUCUCCAGGAGAUACAUGCAGAGUAACCCUGAGAGUGAGACAACUGAAGACAGUGUCCACACUCUGACCUGUGCUGUGAUGCUGUUGAACACAGACCUGCAUGGAAACAACGUGGGGAAGAGGAUGUCCAGCAGUCAGUUCAUCUCCAACCUGGAAGGACUCAACAAUGGAAAAGACUUCCCUAAAGAUCUGCUGAAGGUACCACACUCACUCACUCACUCACUCAUUCACACACAACUCAACAAAAACACCAGUGAACUCUGUAUGUCAGUAUUGUAGCACAUUAAACGAACACUUGAGGGUUCUGUGC